AUGAGUUUAAAAGAAAUUGUUACCAUAAAAAACAUCCUUGAUGCACUCUAAACCGAUGAUGCUGAAAAGCAAUUACGAAAGAAAAAGCUGUUUGCCUUCAUCAUAGAUGCAUCCAAGCCCAAGAGACUUCAAGGAUAAGGAGAUUACAUGUAAAUGAUCAAAAUUAUGGAUGAUUCCUAUAAUGGAUACCUGACUCUAUUCUAUUUCUUCAAAUCUCUUUCUGAGGCUGCUCCUCUCGAUACCAUUGGAGAUAUUGUCUUCUUAAAAAGAUACCAUUACUAAUUAUUUAAUGGGGAACCUCAAGGGAGAAGAAAUAGUUUCAAGACUUCAUAUUUCCUAUUGUUUGAUGCAAAUACAUAGCAAUUGAAAUUCAAUCCAAAUGAUAGUUCAGAACCCUCCAAUGAAGAAUUGGAAUACAUAUAAAAAAUCUCAAAUCAUAGUUAAUCAUAUUUGUCCCAAAACAGCUGUAAGCCAAUCUAUCUAUUUAGUACUUAACCUCUACUGGUACGGAGUAACAAACGCAAUCUUUGAUGGAUUAUUUUCAAUAUAGGAAUUGAAGGAUGAAAAUGUAGUUUAAUUAAGGGAUUCUAAAAACAAUUAAUACACCCUAUUAUGUAUGGGAUUGGUUGAUUUAGAAAUCCAAGAAGGAGCUAUCAUAAAAUUAAGAAACAUCUAAAUGUAAUUCUUACUUCGAUUUUCAUUAUAGUUCCAAUGAAAACGAGAUCUUAAUCACUGAUAAAACCAGUAUCAUGUUGUUACCUAAUUUCUGUUAUGAUGUUUAGCAUUUUGAAGAAAUCAAUCAAGUAUUUCCAAAAAUAGAUUUUCAACAAGAAAGCUAUUAAACAAUAACAAUAGGAACACGUAAAACAUUAAUAAUUAAUUUUGUAUAGUUACAUAAAUCAAGAAAAAAUAUGAAAACUAACAAUAUGUUCCUUUGAUUAAUCUGAUAUAAAAGUAAGUUAAAGAGAGUAUCAUUGUGGUUUAAGGGCAAGUUCAAAGCAUCUAUCCUACUUCAGUGGAGGAGGCUUUCAUAUUUUACAAUAAAUUCAAAUCUUUUUCUUACAAAGAAGUGAUAGCGAACAAUUUGUAAAUAGCAGGAUUACAGAAAACGUUACAAAUAUAAAUUAACAUAAGAGAUGCUUCACUAGAGGGAACAACCUACGUAAUACAAUUAUUGAUUUUUGAUAAUCCUUCUUUCUUUCCGUUCCCAUUAGUUUGGGACAAUGUCGAGUAUAUGCAAACAGAAUAUCAAAAAGUAAUUAAUAUGUUAGAAAUGAUUUAGUUACUAGAAAAGUUGAUCCUGGAGCAAGAUUAGACACACGACUUUGUUUUGGAAGUAAUUGAAUCGCCUGAGUCUACAAUUUAUAGAGUAAUUGAUACAAGAAUUAUUUAUUGA
Molecule: messenger RNA, 1396 nt
Organism: Paramecium octaurelia
Lineage: Eukaryota; Ciliophora; Oligohymenophorea; Peniculida; Parameciidae
Source: the annotation of a GenBank genome assembly